CAGUGUUCAGGGGAAGUGGCGGUGUUAAUACGGCUGAAGUUAUAAAGUUAUAAAGGAGCAGGAGAAUGGCUGUGUAGGGUUUAAGCGUCGGUUGGUUUUAUCAACUCUAUAUUUAUAUACUGGAUAUUUUCCUACUUGGAGUGCGGUGUGCAGGACAACAGGAUACAUAAUGAAGUAUAAACAGAACCAGAUGGCGAAGGCACUGUAUGACAAUGUGCCCGAGUCGCCAGAGGAGCUGUCGUUCCGUAAAGGCGACAUCCUGACGGUGAUCGAGCAGAACACGGGCGGCCUGGAAGGCUGGUGGCUCUGCUCACUGCACGGGCGCCAGGGCAUCGCCCCAGGGAACCGCCUCAAGCUCCUCAUCACACCCGUGUUCGAGGGUAAUAAACCAUCCACACCCUCAUUAUCACCAAAUUUGGCCCACCAGCAACAGAGACCCCGCACCCCCCAGGGCAUGUACCAGCCCAACCAGGGGUCCCAAGCACAGGGCAUCUACCAGGUGCCACCCAGCCAGGACGUGUACCAGGUCCCGCAGAGGAGCGCGCUGGCAGCUGAUGGAAUGCCAAGCAAGGUGACGACCCCGACACGAGUUGGACAGACGUACACUUAUAACCCUGCAUCCAGCAACUCUCAAGACCUCUAUGAUGUGCCUCCUAUGCGAACUCAAGGGGUGUAUGACAUCCCAGCUGGGAAAAAAAAAGGAAAGCUGGGAAGUCCUCGAGCCCAGGGUCUUUAUGACAUUCCUCCGACACAGGACACAAGGAAUCAGGGAGUGUAUGACAUACCACCACCAUCGCAAGGGGUUUAUUCUGUACCACCGGCUAAAAGCAACUUGGAUCAAGAUGAGGGCAAUUAUGACUUUCCCCAGCCUCACAAAAAGAAGCCAGAGGGUGUAUACGAUGUUCCACCUACGUCCCUGCCUAAAUCCACCCAGUCAAACUAUGACUUCCCUCCAGCUAACUGCAGCACCUCCGUCUAUGACAUUCCAGCAAGCCAGCUUAAUUCUGGAGCAUCCCACGACUUAUACGACGUCCCACGUGGGAUUCAGCAGCAAAUGCAGUGCAAGGAACGCGAUCGCAACAAGGGCAUCUACGACGUCCCACCUGCGGAUUCUCGAUCGGUGGCUGAUGUGACUGAAGGCAUGAACCGCUUAUCGUUUUCCAGCACAGGGAGUAGCAUGUCCACUUCUUCAUCUUCAGCUAGUUCUCCAGCAGAGGGCCGUCUCAUGCUGGACCUAGAUUCUGCCUUACAGAAGCUCAGCCAUCUGCAGCAAGGCCUGGAGACCUCUCUCGCCGCUCUCCAGACGCUGGCCUCCUCAUCCAGCUGGAGAACUUAUGGCUUCAUGGAGCGCUAUGCUAAUGAAGUGCGCUCCACUAUGGAGCGUGUUCGUAGCACGCUUGCUGAUUUCCUUGCUUUCGGUAAAGGUGCUGCCGUAAAUUCCACCACACUGUCGGACCCAGCAUUGCACUCGAAACUGAGAAAGCAGCUGCAAAGGCUGGAGGACUCGCAGCAGAUCCUGCAGCAGAGCCUGGAAAACAGUAGCUGGGCACUUGCGACUGGCAAGCAGCAGAGUAAAAGUGAUGAACUGGACCGCUUUGUUAUGGUGGCACAAGCUCUUCCUGAUGAUGCCAAGCAGUUGGUGUCCACGGUACGGGGCAAUGCAGAGCUUCUAUUCCGCAGGGCACCUAUAGAGGGUGUCGUUCACCCUUUUACUUGCAACCCAAUAGAAGAGGAAAGCUACAGCGGCCAAACCAAACCAUUCCCUGUGGUUCAGGACAGCGAACAGUGCGUCAAAAGCUGGAUGGAGGAUUAUGAUUAUGUCCAUUUGCAGGGUAAAGAAGAAUUUGAGCGACAGCAGAAGGAGCUCUUAGACAAGGAGAACAUCAUGAACCAGAGCAAGGUCAAACUGGCACAGGAACAGCUGAACCAGUUUAAACAGCUGGAGCAGGAGGCGAUCAAACCUGUAGACAACGACAUCACACAGUGGAUCUCACAUCAGCACUCCACAGGUUCCUCCUCCUCCCCAUCAGAUUGCUCCUCCAUGUCUUCUGCUGGAAGUGGAGUGCAGUUAUGUGGGCGGGACCGACAGCUCCUGGCCUUCUACGGAGAGCAGUGCGAGCAGCACUUUGUGACUCUCCUGAACGCCGUGGACGCAUUCUUUAGCUGCGUGGCGGCCGGCCAGCCUCCACGGAUCUUCGUGGCUCACGCCAAAUUCGUCAUCCUCAGCGCUCAUAAGCUUGUAUUUAUCGGAGACACCCUGUCGCGGCAGGCGACUGUGCCUGAAGUGGCCAACCGGGUGAUGGACUCCAGCAACAUACUUUGCGAGCUCCUGAAAACAGUGGUGGGUGCCACCAAAAUUGCGGCCCUGCAUUAUCCCAACACGCCAGCGGUGCAGGAGAUGGUGGACCGAGUCACGGACCUCUCACAUCACGCACAGCAGUUUAAAAUGCAGCUCUUACAAAUGGCAGUGUUGUGAUCUGUUCAGUGUCAUAAUGAAGACUUUGUAUUAUAUAUAUUAUGUUAUAUAUUAUAUAUUACGCACAUUGACGAAUGCCGGCUUUGUAAAUAGUACUGUAUCCUGUGUAAAUAUUCGGCUCCAUUUCAUUUCGAUUUGUUUUGUAUCAGAAGAACGGGAUGGAUACAUGACUAUAAAGUUACUUUCUAAAGCAGCAAGAGUAACAUUCAGUUUGUUUUGCUUUUUUAACGAGCACCUUAUACAUUUGCUCUUAUGACCAGUAGAUAAAAGCUGCACCUGCUACUGGAAAAGCAGUUCUUUACAUGUUCUUGCUGCAUGUGUGAAAGAGUGUUAAAGUAAAAGACUCAUUUAACACACGA
Messenger RNA from Ictalurus furcatus (blue catfish), 2835 nucleotides. It is a transcript of the gene nedd9, whose product is annotated as neural precursor cell expressed, developmentally down-regulated 9. Gene Ontology annotation, cellular component: plasma membrane; cytoplasm. Gene Ontology annotation, molecular function: protein binding. NCBI's taxonomy places the organism in Eukaryota, Metazoa, Chordata, Actinopteri, Siluriformes, Ictaluridae. The transcript has 7 exons. The coding region runs from base 170 to 2476 and encodes 768 amino acids. The record is from RefSeq and is a predicted model, not a curated record. Gene Ontology annotation, biological process: cell surface receptor protein tyrosine kinase signaling pathway; cell migration.